Spirometra erinaceieuropaei is the source of this 6488-nucleotide messenger RNA. The record is from the annotation of a GenBank genome assembly. Lineage: Eukaryota; Metazoa; Platyhelminthes; Cestoda; Diphyllobothriidea; Diphyllobothriidae.
AUGCGCGUGGAGGACCUCUAUCCACCCUUCCCCUUCAUCUCAAUUCCAGAUUUUCAUUCAGUCAAAGUAGAAUGGUUUGAGUGUCUUGAGGAGCUUGCUGAGGAGAGCGUAAUCUGCUUCAUGGAAGUCACAUUGAGGAAAAAAGAUAGCAACAAGUGGGACCAGAUCUACUUGUAGGGUGUCUUCCUCCUGUUUGUUAAAUUGCUUGUAUUGUAGUGGCAACGGAACUUAUUGCCUGUACCAGGAGCUAGAGCCGGGAACGGAAUAUGAGUUGCGUUUGCGACUGAAGUGGGACAAAGAUUUUGGCCCCUUCGGCAGCGUCGAAGCCUUUGAGACUCCGCCCGAACCGGAUACCGCCUUUGAUUUGCAUAAGGCCAUAAAAUUCGAGGACAUAGAGGCUAUACAGAGGAUUUUAAGCACAAGGUAAGGUGCUAAUUAUUAGUGCAAAUACGCAUUCCUCUUCUUGUGUCGUAUUUUUUAAAAUUUCAAAUGAACACAAUUCAUGAAUGAAAUGCUGAUGCUCUAAUUCACGAAAUCAGUCAUUAACUUGCGCAUAUAGGCCGGCUUAAUCGGGGGACCAAAUAGACUUGAGAUUUUUGAAAAAGGUUAAUAAGGUACUCGAGACGUACAAUCUGUCAGUUUCGGCCAUUUCCAAUGAACGAGAGCCACUCUCCCAGUUUGCGAAAUUUCACCAUCAGUUGGUGGGACCCUGGAAUAGAAACUCCUCACAAUACAGGUGGCCUUACAAUAGGAUCCGGGAAGAUUAGGAUUAAGGUUCACUUAUUGGUUAGGGUUAGUGCUUUGGCCAGGACACGGGAAUAGGCACCCUUCCUGGAAUUUAGCUCAAGGCUACCUGUACUACGGGAGGGUUCCUAUUGUCGUGCCCUAUCCAGCAGUCCUUUAGGUUUCAAGGGUGAUUUGGUUUUACGACAAUUCGAUCGUCGAUUCCGACGAUGUCCACCGUGUGCUACACACCAACAUGAAGGAAACACACUGUGGGAGGGCUGAAUAUCUGUCCCAUCAACAAUUUUCUCGUCAUCGUAAUUUAUUCCGUGGAUAGACGCUUCAGCAGACUAACUGACUGCUUCCUGUCACAUGUAGCAUGAACUCUCACUCCGCACCUAGUCUUACAAACAUGUUCGCCUUUCAGUACUGCCAAAGUCGAGGCUACGGAUCAGAUGGAUUAUACUCCGCUUAUGGCUGCUGUCAGCAGAAACAGUAAAACGUAAGUUAUUGACUAGUCUCAAGUUAACGUUAAUAUUGAUUUAUUCGUAGUAAACUCACCUGUACACUCCUAAACGCAUUUCCAGCAGCAAUUUAAUGGACCUAUUUAAAUUCUUUCUUAAAGACAUUUACUACCCACCCUAUCCUUUUGCUACGAAAAUCGGGAACUGUGCUGAAUUUUGAGGAAAGUUGUCAGAGAAGCUGCUUGACAAGUUACUCUCGAGUCUUGGAAAUAUGUGGAUGAGACAGUUACGUCCUGAAAACCAUACUGCUAGGAACUUCUGUACAAAAAGGGUGCAAUGCUUUUAAAUUGAGACUUUCAGCAACACGUACUUUUAUAUGCAGUUGUUAAGAAAAGAAUAGCGUUUCACUUUUAUAUAAACACAGUUGCGGAUGUAGUCUACGAUGAACGAAGGCGGUCAGGGGAUUCCUGAAUGAAUAGCCAAAAUGACGCUGUAAAUGAAGUAAACGCGCCUGUGGACUACACGGGAACGACGUGCGCCAAUAUGUCCGGGUAGCGGGACAGAAUGUGGGCGACCUCGUUUUGUAUCAAAGGUCCCGGGCUAGAGCCUACGCAAGCUGUCCGGUAUACCCUGUCUUUGUCGAUAACGCUUCUAGAUUGUUGAUUACUGGUCGACAUGCCUCACCGCCCGCGUGUGAUGCAUUGUCUCAUCUUCAAUAUGGGGGCCACAUCGGACUCUGAUAGGCGUUAUCGGGAAUGCGCACCUAUAACAAAAGCCAAUGCUCGGAGUGUGGUGGCAGGCCUAGUUGCAGGCUCACGCCGCGCACAUUUGAAUCCCUGCCGCCCCCCAUUGUUAAUGUUGUUGUUGUUUAAAAUCCUGGUCAAGUUUUUUUGCGGACCAGGAGUGUGGUGGUGCGCUUAGGUGAUGUGAAGACCAGUGGGUGUGGAGUGGAGCACCAAGGUGCAGGCUCAAUCGUGCCGUCCAGCUGAGCCCUCACCCCGCCACCGGUCUUCUUGACUCCGUCUUGACACCGGGUCCAGGCAGGGGUGGAGGAGAGAGUGUGGUGCGUGCCGUGCAAGUCUACAUUUACUAUAAACUAAUUCACGCAAAAGUCACCGGCCCUUCUUCACCAUGCUGUGGAGCACAUGGUGGACAUCGUCGGCAACGACGGUCGAACUGUCAGGUGCGGGCCCGACCGUGCCAGUCACCUGCACCCUCCCUCGCCUCCGGUCUCGACAUUGUUUCUGGACAGGAGAGGAGGCCAGAGUGCGGUAGAUGCUGCACAAGUCUACUAUAACUACAAACUAACUCGCUUUACCAUAAAUCACGUAUGGCGCGAUCCACAGUCUCCUGGCAGUUAAGUGGGGUCCCUCUCUAUACCGUUACCGGCAGUUGUUAUGGGUACGCAUUCCGGAUAAUGCCUAUUAGAAUUCGAUGUGGCCUGUUUUAGGGGCCCGAUAAGGUCUGUAAUAACCCCUUAAAAUUAAACAAACGUGAAAUUGUCUCAAUUUGUCCGAUUUUUUAGCAUUAUAAACAUUCUACUGAAUGCCCAGGCCAAUGUGAACGCAGCUAACAAACUGGGCAAGACUGCCCUCAUGCUGGCGGCCAACAAGGGUUUUAUCGAUGUUGUGGAUAUUCUCGUGAAACGAGGCGCUUCUGUCGAUGCUAAAGUAAGUACUCAUAAAGUUUAUUUCUUCUAGCAAAUAUGUGUCGAGCGUUUAUUAUAGGUUUUUAGAGCAUGCGUCUAUAUAGAUUUUGCUGUUCUUGUGGUUGGCAUAGUCUUCACUGGUACCGAUCCUUAAAACGUAUUCUAGGCAAGACACGUGGUUCUUUGAUCUUGCAGGAUUUAGUAGCCCUUCUGAAUGCAUGCGCUACCCCUCUAGUUCGUACUGGUCUCAGCAACGACACCUAAUUGAUGGCAGAGGAACCGAAAAGGGCCCAUAAUCCUGAGUACGCUUCAUCAAACCGGCAGCCGUGCUGGGUUACGAGAAAGUCUCAUCCAACGUUCUGAUUUUUAAGACUUCAUAAUAUUACCGUGAUCCAGGGGAAUGAAACAAAACCUCAAAAGUCUCUAAACUACGUCGGGAGUCAAGGAUGUAGAUUUUGGUAGCAAUUUAAACAAGUCGAAAAGCAAGCGUCUUUAGCAGUUAAGCAGUCUCUCAUAAUGUGACAGGUGAAAAAGGAGUAUUUAGUAACUAUGAGCAAACCUUUUUGAUCUCAACUUAUUAUUGUUGCUAGAACGCAUCACUUGAUAUAAUGCAUUACGCACUGAAAACAACAGCAGCUGAAGGACGCUUUGGAUAAUUUGCGACAUAUGCAGGUAUUAACUGACAUGUUCUGCUCCGCUGAUCACGGGACCGAUCCCUAUUCCCCUCAUAAAACGCCAACCUAUACGCAAACACAGAUUCACCACAGGUGUCCUGACGAUAGCGAGCCACGAAAAAGCAACUUUUACAGACCGCUGGUAGACACGGUGUGAGCAAAACGCAUGCGAUCUACGCAAGGCGGAUGUGUAAGAAGGGUUCAUCUGGAGGGCUUAUGUGUAUCCCUAGCAUUUGUAGGGUGAGGCAGAGUUGUGUACUCCGUCCCACCCUCUUCAGCCUCAUGCUUCCCACCACGCUGCUGAACGCCUACUUUGAGGGACGACCAGAAAUCAAGGUCACCUACUGGCUCGAUGGACAGCUGUUCAAUGCACGGCGCAUUCAAGCAGGCUCAGGAGUACCCCAGACCAGCAUCCACAACCUACCGUUAGCAGAUGACUGUGCACUCAAUACAACGACGAAAGCGGCCAUGCGAAGGAGCCUAGGUAUUUUCGCCUCCGGCUGUGCCAACUUUGGACUAACACUCGAAACGGAGGACGAUGGUCAUGCAUUAACCGGGGUCAGCCAUGAAUCACGGAAAACCCCACGCCACUGUAGACAAAUUUGCAUAUCUAGGCAGCGAAAUGUGACGAAGUGGCCAGUUGGACCUCUAAAGCCACCCGGACAUUUGGCCACCUACAAACCUCACUCUGGAAUCUCCGAGCGGUCCCCUGAAUACCAAACUCAAGAUAUACAGGGCGAUGGUCCUGACGACACUGCUCUACAUGACUGACACAGAGACCGUCUACACCAAUCAAGUCAGAAAACUCGAUGAAAUCCACAUCAGCUGCCUCCGGAGAGUAAUGAAACUGAGGUGGCGGGACCGGGUCUUGGACACGGGAGUCCUGGAACAGACCGAAACCCUCAACUUCAAUGCCAUACUGAGGCAAUACAACAAUUUCACCUACUGUCUCCGCAAAAACCUCCACUGUCACUCCUGUCGCAACCACUGAGAAGCCGAUCACCACCACCGGGAGCAAACUUCCGACGCCCCUUUGCGAGACCUGUUAUUUUGUGCGGAGGAUCAGGUGGUGUGUAUGGCACACCCAGACGGCCGUUUUCAGCUCUGUCGGUCACCCCUCUCAAUCUUAGCAUCUCGCAUCGGACAAUCGACCAGCUCGGGCAGUGAACUGGUGACUCGGGGUGGGGAGGGGAGGGGAGUAAAGUCAGAUCGACCGUCAAAACGCAUAUUCCUCACUAUAAGCAAUCUGACGCGCUUAAAUCUAUCACAGUGCAUCAGAAGCGGUGGCUUGGAAGGCUGCUAACUGGAGGGAUAAUUGAGGACUGAGAGUCAGGCUGAGAUGGCUCCCUCUUAAUAUGGCCUUUAUGGCACCCACUCAGCGGAGUUUCUUCCCUCUCCUACCUAUGCAGUGCCAUGCGAUCCCCCCUCUGAAGGAGAAGUCGCCGAUGCCAUACGAAAGUUCGCAACAAUAAGGCACCUGGAGAGGAUGGUAUACCCGCUGAAAUCUUCAAGUCUUGUGUCGACACUCUGGCGCCCUGGCUCCAUGAGGUGAUUGAACGAGCGUGGAGAGACGAGGUUGUUCCUGAUGACUGGGUCUUAGGCAUCCCUGUAUCUAUCCUCAAGAAUGGAGAUAAGACGAGAUGCGAUAACGACCGCGGCAUAAGUCUUAUCGACGUUGCUGCGAAGAUCUUCGCUAUUGUCCUACUCAGGCGAUUCCAAGCUGUGCGUGACUCAAGGACGAGGCCCAACCAAGCCGGAUUUUGUGCUGGACGUGGAUGCGCAGAUCAGAUAUUCACACUGAGGCGCAUUCUCGAAUUUCGCCAUAGCUACCAACAACCGACGGCCGUCUGCUUCGUUGACUUUGCCGUCGCGUUCGAUUCCUUUCACCGUGAGUCCCUGUGGCGGAUAAUGGCGCUAGAUGGUGUACCGGCAAAAAUCAUCGCCAUGAUCAAGGCCUACUAUCGCUCCACUACUGCGAGAGUCCCGGUCCGCAAUAAUCUUUCCCAACCGUUCGGUAUUCGGUCUGGCGUCCGACAGGGUUGUAUCCUGUCACCCAUACUGUUCAACUAUGCUAUCGAAUGGAUCCUCGGGAGGACCUUACGCGAGAGUGACGGCGUUGAGUUUGCACCCCGACAUCGACUGACUGAUCUCGACUAUGCCGAUGAUAUCGCCUUACUUGCUCCAAGUUUUGGUGAUCUGCAGUCUAUGGUGUCACGGGUGAACGAGGUCGCUAAAUCGGUCGGUUUGUCCAUAAACGCUGCGAAGAACAAAGUGCUUUCAAGCUGCAUCCCAGACCAGGCGAAGGCACCCCUCGGGAUCGAUGGUUGUCAUCUUGAAGAAGUAGACAGUUUUAACUACCUCGGUGCGAGGCUGCUGCCUAAUGGACAGAGAAAAGCCGACAUUAUCUCCCGAAUCGAUGCUGCCCGCUGGGUUUUCUCAAGCCUUCGGAAAUGUCUAUGGAUCCGACGUGACCUCUCCAUCGCCACUAAGAUUCGCGUGUAUCGUGCAUCUGCCCGGUCUUUCCUUCUUUACGGUUGUGCAUGCUGGGCUUUGCGCGUGAAGGACGAGCGAAAACUGGAGGUAUCUGACAACCACUGCCUGAGGACCAUCCUUCGAGUGAAGUUCACCGACUUCGUCUCAAAUGAGACAGUUGGCGCUCGCUGCGACAACAUCGCAAGGAUAACUCAGGCCAUCCAAGAAAGACGACUGAGGUGGUUCGGGCAUGUUCUUCGUCGUCCACCUCAGGAGCUCAAUGUUACUGCCCUCGAUCCGGCAGUAUUGCCCCAUUGGAGGCGUCGAAGAGGGGGUCAGUUCAAAACCUGGCUCGACACAGUCCGUCAAGACAUGGAGGUGGUUCUUGGACCUUCGGUAUUCGGUCUCCGUCGUUGGCGAAGGGAAUGGGUUGAGCUGUCUAGAUCUGCUGCCGCGGAUCGUCACGCGUGGAGAGGUACAGUUCUUGACAUCAUCGAGGCCGGCUAG